Molecule: messenger RNA, 1177 nt
Organism: Drosophila takahashii
Lineage: Eukaryota; Metazoa; Arthropoda; Insecta; Diptera; Drosophilidae
Product: heat shock protein 27
Biological process (GO): protein refolding; response to heat
Cellular component (GO): nucleus; cytoplasm
Source: RefSeq, a predicted model, not a curated record
UACAGUUGUGCAGCUCCGACUUCCAGUUCCGCCGAUUACCAUACCCUCCGUGCACUCAGUUAGCUUGUAAGACUCGAACCGGGCGGAGGGCAACGGUUUUUUUGGCCACCUAAGCCAAAAAUCAACACGCUUGCUCCGUGUCCAACGAACCGGAAUCGGAGGAGGAGGAUGCCCAUCCACUGGGACUGGGACUGGGAGCACGACCACGAGCAUGGCGUGGGGCACCACCACUGGCCGCCGCCGCGUCGUCACUGGUCAACGGGGGAGUCCAAGUGCCGCCAGCGGCACUACUACCUCUCCCACGACCUCGAUGUCUGCGCCCGGGACUUUCAUCUGCGGAUGGACGACAGUGCCUGGUGCCAUGGCUCCUGUUUGGUAGGCCGCGUGGUCAUAGAGACGGGCACCGAACCGGAUUCCCUGGGCCGCGGGACCUUCAAGGUGGUCCUCGAUGUCCAUCACUUCCAGAUCUCUGAGCUGACAGUGAAGGCCAGGAAUAGCGACACGGUGUGCGUGGAGGGCAAGCAGGCGGAUGACCGGGCGGAGAAGGGUCAGCUGUGCAUCACCCGUGAGUUCACCCGAUCCUACAAGCUGCCGCGGCACUACGACGCCACCCAGGCAAGGGCCACCUUCUCCGCGGACGGAAUACUGAUGAUUACGGUGCCAGCACCACCGAAGCUGGACGACGUGGAGCGCCUGGUGGAGAUCGAGCCCACGGGCAACUACUUUGGCAGCGUCUCGGAUCCCACGGCGCCCAGGGCCAUCGAGGGGGCGGAGGGGGCAGGGGAGGGCGGAGAUGGUGGAGAGGCUAAUCCUGCUGGCACGGCGAUGGACAAAUGAAGACGGCGACGUCUGGCGGUUGCGCAACGAUUCCGCUUCCUCAUCCCCAAGUGGAGGCGGAAGCCCAAGGGCGUUUAGGCCGUCAGAGGCAGUCGAUGGAUUCAUUUUUUUUGGGGGCGGAGAGGAAAGUCACCUGGCACCUGCACCUUGGAGUUCCAACCGAAAACAAGAGUUACUUGGAUUGUUCGUAGGUUCCAACUUAGCUAGCACGUAGACCUUCGUUCGAAACGUGAGCAAAUAUGGCGAGGUCAACAUUGUUCUAGGUUUUUUCUUAAGAUAGCUUCAAUAUAACCCUAUAGAGUUGACAACUGCUUGUGAUUUUUGUUUUAUGCCAAUAAAG